AUGCGUCCCUCAACCGGAGUAGCCAGGAUACUCGCCCUGACCAGUAUCUGGCUGGGCCUAGCCUCCUCCCUACCUAGCCCAGAUAAAGGCAAAGAUGACCCCGAUGUUAUCACCCGCGAUGUGGCCAUAAUCGGCGGCGGCGCCUCGGGCACAUAUGCCGCCGUCCGCCUCAAGCAACUCGGUCAGAGCGUCGUCUUGAUCGAGCAAGAAGACCGGCUCGGUGGACAUACAAAUACAUACGACGACAAUGGAACGCCCAUCGACUACGGCGUAUGGGUGUACUCCAACACAACCGAGGCGCGCGACUUCUUCGCCUACCUCAAUAUCCCGACGACAGUGCAGAAUCUGAGUAGAGACCCUAACAGGAGUCAGAGAUAUGAUUUCCGCACCGGCGAGAGUGUUCCUCCGCCGAGUGGGAAUGUUACAGAGGCGAUGGUGCGCUAUGCUCUGCUUCUGCUACAGCAUCCGUACCUUGAGAAUGGAUGGGAUCUUCCUGAUCCUGUGCCAGAGGACCUUUUGCUGUCGUUUCGGGACUUUAUUGAGAAAUAUGACCUUUCUGCGGCGGUGGAGACGCUCGCGUUGUACGUCCAAGGAUUCGGCGAGAUACUCGACUGUCCCACUGUCUAUAUCAUGAAGUAUUUCAACUUCAAUGUCGUUCAAGGCAUCCAGUCCGGAUUCUUGAGACCUGCCAGCCUCGAUAACUCGGAAGCAUACCGCGCUGCUGCUGCAAACCUAGGCGAUGACCUCUUGCUAAGCAGUACAAUACUCCAAAUGAACCGCUCUACCGACAGUAAAAACAAGAAAGACAGCAUCACCUCAGCCUACCCCCAAACAAUCCUCGUCCGCACCCCGUCCGGCCUUAAAACGGUUCAAGCAAGCAAAAUCUUCAUAACAAUUCCGCCUAUCCUCGAAAACCUCAACGCCUUCGACCUCGACGCGCGUGAAUCCCAGACCUUUGCCAAAUUCCGUGCAACAACCUACACAACCGCUAUCCUCCAGCUGACUGGCCUCCCCCAAACCAUCCAAUUCGUCAACAGCGGCAUCGACACUCCUUACAACGUCUCCCCGAUACCAGGGACAUACGUCUUCGUCCCAACAUCCAACCCGUCCCUCCGCCUCGCAUACCUAGGAGGCGGCAGCAGCGGCGGCGAAGGAAAAGGAGAAGAAGGAGACAGGGAAGAAAAACUCCCCUUCGACACCGUGAAGCGCAUAAUGACGGAUAACGUGCUCUCGCUGCGCAACGCCGGCUACGACGUCUCCGUCCCCGAGAUAAGGGCUUACAGCAACCACUACCCGUUUGGGUUACGGGUGAGCGCGGAUGAGAUUGCGGGUGGGUUUUAUAAGGACUUGUAUGCGCUGCAGGGGCAUCGGGAGACGUAUUACUCUGGGGCGGCGUUUCAUGCGCAUGAUUCGGGGGCGUUGUGGAGGUUUACUGAGAGGGUUAUUGGGGAGUUUGGGCUGGCUGGGUGA
Aspergillus puulaauensis is the source of this 1470-nucleotide messenger RNA. RefSeq lists its product as uncharacterized. Lineage: Eukaryota; Fungi; Ascomycota; Eurotiomycetes; Eurotiales; Aspergillaceae. The transcript has a single exon. Gene Ontology annotation, molecular function: oxidoreductase activity. The record is from RefSeq and is a predicted model, not a curated record. Bases 1 to 1470 code for a protein of 489 amino acids.